This is a messenger RNA of Colletes gigas, 5855 nucleotides long. It is a transcript of the gene Rap2l, whose product is annotated as ras-related protein Rap-2a. Gene Ontology annotation, biological process: negative regulation of cell migration; Rap protein signal transduction. Gene Ontology annotation, cellular component: plasma membrane. Lineage: Eukaryota; Metazoa; Arthropoda; Insecta; Hymenoptera; Colletidae. Bases 492 to 1037 code for a protein of 181 amino acids. Gene Ontology annotation, molecular function: GTP binding; GTPase activity; GDP binding. The transcript has a single exon. The record is from RefSeq and is a predicted model, not a curated record.
UACUCGAUGCCCGUGCAGGAGGUUCGAAGAAAAUCCAAGUGCAAUAAGAUGGCGUCACGCACGUCAGACCUAGGGAAGAAGUGAGGGGUAGAGGAAAGACAGGAAAGAGGCAGGCCAGGCGAACGUCGCCAGGGGAUCGCGGUGUGUGACAGAGAGUGCGAAUACGGUGCUGUCAUGUCUUCUUCGGACCUUAAGAACGAUUACAUUUCGAUCACGGUGGUAAAACGUUGUGCGUGAUCCAUCGUCCAGUAACAUCAUCGAUGCCUUUGUUCGGCAAUAAGAGCUGUUCUCGUUCGACCGCGUUCGUUUCGAGAAUACGAAGACGGAGUUAGUAGCGGCGGUAGUCGGUUACGCACCGUGUUCAAGAAAAAACAAACGUGCAACGAUAAUCGGCUAGGAACUCGAGAGAGAGAACCUUCCUCUCGGUCCUGGACACGUCGAGGAGGAGGAGGAGGAGGAGGAAGAGGAGACGGAGGCGAACUGCCAAAGAGAUGCGCGAGUUCAAGGUAGUCGUCCUCGGCUCGGGCGGGGUAGGAAAGAGUGCACUCACCGUGCAAUUUGUUUCGGGAUGUUUUAUGGAGAAGUACGAUCCGACGAUCGAGGACUUCUAUCGGAAAGAGAUCGAAGUGGACAACUCGCCGUGCGUACUGGAGAUUCUCGACACCGCUGGCACCGAACAGUUUGCGAGUAUGCGCGAUCUUUACAUAAAGAACGGGCAAGGCUUUGUCGUCGUUUACAGUUUGACGAAUCAUCAGACCUUUCAGGACAUCAAGGCCAUGAAGGAAUUGAUAACGCGCGUCAAAGGUACAGAAAGAGUGCCGGUGUUGCUUGUCGCGAACAAACUCGAUUUGGACCAUCAACGCGAAGUGGAAACUGCCGAGGGUAACAGUUUGGCGCAACUCUGGGGAUGUCCUUUCGUCGAGGCGUCCGCGAAGAAUCGCACAAACGUAAACGACGUGUUCGCGGAGAUUGUACGCGAAAUGAACUUCAGCCCGGAGAAAGAGAAGAAGAGCUACUGCUGUUGCAACGUGCUCUAAUAAUUAAUCAAAAUCCUGAACCAGGCUAACCGUGCCACGUUAGGUAAAGGAAAUGUACGUAGUGGCUGAUCGCGGUGCACUAGAUGAUUUGUCUAGCAACUACGCUGCUCUCUUUCUUGAGCCCGACCUUGGGCUUGUGCUGUGAAUUCGCCAAUCUGUAAGACUAAUGUUACCCCGGAUCGUACCGUGGAUCUUUGUGAAUUCAACUAUGUCAAAGACUAAUGCCGUCUCUUGGUUCUUUUUCUAUCGGAAAAUCACAGUCUGCUGUUCGGCUGGCUGUUAAAUAUUUUAAUAUACAUGGAUAGUAUUAUAUGUAAUAUUAUUGUAAUAUAUAAUGAUAGAUAUAAGCGGGUAAUGAAAGAAGUAACUCCGUCAGCAAAGGACCAAUACUCGACAGAGAACGAGCGAGAAAAGGAGAUAAAAGUGACAUUAGGAAGAGGACACGGAUAGCAUCGAGGGUGAUAACAAAACUACCCAGGGAUAGUUGUCACUUGUUAACGGCAUAAACCAAGCUCGAUACGUCUAGCUUUCUGCUCAAUCUAAAUGAGGCCACAGUCGCAUAUUUCUUUUGAUCUGCACGCCUGCAGUGCUCGCAGGUUGGAUGUGGAUUAAUACAGCGUCUAAACUAUUUACAGAUAUCAAAGAGAUCACUGUGGUGGCCAGCUGUUUGACAUAGUGGAAAGAAUUUAAACGACUGAGUAAAUGUUAUUUACAAUGUACAGUCAGGAACUUGGAAGAAGAUAGAAGGUCUUACAUACGCAUUGUGCAAUGAUAUCCAUUAACGAUAUAUAUUACCCGUGCUCAAACGUCAGAGGCUGCGGUAAAAGAUACUUCUAUAAGGGGUUCGAAUGCUGAGUCGUUAAUGGUUCUGGAAUCGAGUGUACAGUUCUAAUAGUAAAAAUACAUUUUAUUAAGGCAAGCAUAGAGUAUUGAAAACGACCCGUUAAUGGCUCGAAUUUUAUAUUCAAGACCAUGAUAUUUGGAUAGUCGAGUUCCAUCUGGUUUCAGUAUGGUUUCGUUGCAUACCAGAUAUUUAUAUUCUUGUUUCAUUUUGGAUUCGAUCACUUGGAGUGGAAAUUUGAUGCGCAACAUCUGGUGUUUCGAUUAACCAAGGUAUAAUUAAAGAAAAUAUGUCGAAGAUAAAUAGAGAAGGAAGAACGCCGAUGGAAAGGAGAUUGCGGUAAUGUUACAGUGGAACAUUAGUACAUAACGUCAAUCGUAAACAUAAUUAUAGGAUUUAUAUGGUAAAGUCUGUACAAUAGAAAACAAAUACAAAGUCUUUAUACAAUUCUAAUAAGUUUUAUAGCCAAUUUUAAACCAGCAAGAGAUGGUUAGGCUUUGAAAUUUGUUUUUCACAAAGGCUUGCUGGUACAUUGAUCCCCUCAACUGCAAAAUACAUACGUGGUACUCGUAAUAAUAUCCGAUAUAUCCAUUGCUUUGUACGUACAGAGAAUCUUCUUUCAAAAACCAAUCACCGUUAAGUUUAGUGAAUGUUAUACCGAUGGAUGUAAAAAAAAGAAGCAAUGGACUCCCUUAUAAGUAGCAGUAGGUCGUGUGUAAUUUUUCUCGUGUGAUCAAAAAUCAUAUUAUCCGAUGUUAAAUACCGCUUUUAUACCAUAACAGUCAUUACAUUAGCUUGAUAUGUUACUAUUUAACGCCACCAUCGAAGUCAUUAAUUUCCGUGUGAUCGCUGCACGACGUACCUUAAGCAAAAUAAGGGUUGUUCGCUCGUCUAUCGUUGAUGUUUUAUUUUGUUUGUUUAAUCGAAGGAUAUUGAUCCUGAUUUCUGGAAGGAAAAAAAUGUAUUUAUAGUUUGUAUAAUAUCUACUUGUUCGUCUAGAUUACCUGUCUUUCGGAUCGAUUACGAUGUUGAAUUAUACACGAGCGAUGCCGCUUCCCGGCCAAGCAUAUCCGAGGACCUUAAAGUCGAACUGAAAAGUUUAAAAUGAACUGAUGUACAGUAUUUCUAUCAUUGGUAGUUAGAAGUGUCCGACGAUAUAGUUUUUGGGAAGAGCUAUCGGUCGUACAUUAAUUCGUGUAUUUUUUUCAAUUGUCGGUGCACUUUUAGAAACGUCAUUUCGUAGCGAGUACGCGUGGCUAGGUAUUUCGUCUAAUUUCGUGAAUCGUAAAAAGCCUCGAUACUGCAUAAAUUUUUCGCAACAGUAAAAUUUAAAGUUACAGACCAGUUUUAUUUUAUAGUUUUCGUUCUAUACUGUUUUAAGUAAAAUGAUAUAAAUAUGAAAGAAAAAAAUACCGACACUAUUUUUACCGCGGUUUUACGCGUACCUAUUUCGAUCAAAAGUUGUCUUUCGAUAGAAAUAGUGUUAAGAUCCAUUGGAUCACGGUUUGGUACUAUAGAGUUAAUUUCGAACAUAACCCGUUUUAAACGACGGUAAUUCUGUUUUAAAUUCUGGCGUCAAUGUGCCGGUGUUCGUUCGAAUAUAUAAUUGAUCGUGUUUAAAGCGGAAGAAAGUAUCGAAAGUAGAAGAGAUACAAGACAGCCUCGCGUAUUCGAUUGAUGAAUGGUGCUAAUACGGUCCGUCAGUUUAAGAUUGACGGAGCGUAUACCGACGUAGCGAAUCGGCCAUCCAUUUCGUUACUGUACUCAACUAAACAGGCAAGAAAGAAAGGGUGGGGGGUUGGGCAACACAGAAUUAUUCGUAUCCACUACUUUUAUCGCCCGGAAAAUUCAUAGUCUCGCUGUGAUCCCGUAGAUGUAACCGCAGUUUUUCUAUUAAAAGACGACGAUAAUAACCGCGUAUAAAAGCCUUUCAACGGCGAAUCAAAGGGCCUCUUUGUGAAACGUGUAAUCGCUCUCGCUCCAUUAUCGUUACGUUUUUUCCGCCCUCCCGGGUUUUUUGUGCUUCGCGAAAACCAUGGAUUGGCAAAAUGCAAAAAUGAAAUUAGAACAGUCGCUUAUUAAUUGGGCGCGGAUAGCUCUCCAAGUAGUAUACCACUCUGAUGCACAGAAACGAAUAAGGGAAAGAAGAAAAAAAAAAGAAGUUUCUAUAUUUGUAUCGCUUCUGAACAUAACGCACGUACACGCACACACGCACGCGCGACAUGCAACACACACACACACGCGCAUAUAUCUACACGUACACGCGUGUUUGUCCGCCGACGCGAAACCGCGUUUAAGAAUAUUUUUCUAAAGCAUGCGCUGGGAAAACUUUUGUACAAGAGACAAAGUCAAAUUGUCUAUUACUUGGAAAGUUGUCUAGCGCAACGGAAGACGAGCCUAUGUCCGAGUCAGCAUAUCAGUGUCAUGGACCAGAUUCGUUUCGUUUACAUCUUCGUUUCGGCCAGUAAAUAGUUCAGAUUUUUUUAGAGGAAAAAAAAAAAAAAAAAGAAAGAUACUUGGGAAAAAGAAAGCACAAGAAUUCACCACCUACAAAACGAUUCGCAUACGAUUUUAUAAUUAGAUAUAAAUAAAUAAAUAAAUAAAUGAAUAUAUAUAUACAGUAUAUAUAUGUAUACAUGCAGAUUUGUUACGCAACUGGGUCACAUUAAUUCGAAAAACACCACGAUUUAGAUGUAUAUCGGCCUUUCAGUACUACCUGCGUAUGAUAUUGAGUACGAAAUACGUUAUAUUUUUUACAAUGUGAAGAAACUGUAAAUAUUAUAGCGUCGAAUUAUAUGUAAUAAUAAUAUUAAUAAUAAUAAUAAUAAUAAUAAUAUUAAUAAAAAGGAAUACUGAUAAACGAUUAUCUGACAUUUGAAAAAGACAACAAUUGAGAAUGGCUUACAGUAAAAAAUGUGCAUUUCAUUGACGAGUUUAUGAAACACGAUACGUUUCUUCGCUUCGUUUUUUUUUUCUUUCUAUCGUCUUUCGUCGAUCGCAUCGUUCUCGAUUCAACGGCUACGUUUCGCAUAAUCACUUGGGUAGACAAGAAACGGAUACUCGAGGCACUUAAAAAACGACACCAUCUGCGAAAAAAUUUUUGUUUGCUGGUAAUUUGAAUCUCGCGCCCGUUUUGUUCCGACUCGCGUUGAGGAGGGAAAUGCACAAAAAAGUGUGCGCUAUUUUUUACCCGUAGUAAAAAAAAAAAAAAAAAAAAAGAAGAAGGAAAGAGAGUAAAACCUUACAAGCAUGUGUUCGUUUGUGUAUUUCUCUUUUCAACGCCCGACGAAAAUAAACCGAAUAUCGAUAAUAAAGUGUAUUUUCUUUCUCUUUGUUUGAAAGGGAAGUUUCAACAGUACAGGAUUGAAUAACAACGUGGUAUUGUUUCUUUGAUUGUGGUUCAAAGUUCGUUGCAUUUUUUCUUUCUUUUUUUUUUCAAAAUUUCAAUGGAUGAAUUACCAGCAUGAUAAUCUAGUCACUACAGAAUUCUUGUAACUCAAUGACAUGGAAAAAAAAAAAUACACAAUGCGUGCUUAAAAAAAGAAAAUUUCUACCAGGAGAAUGCAAAUACGUUACAGCUGUCCUACUCUAUCAUCCAAAUUAUUCAUUUUGAUAUUACAAUUAACUUUCGAAACGUUAUUUUCUCGUACAGCUUAGAGAAUAAGUUAAAUUGAAUAAUUCGAUUGAAUGUUUAUAUGUUUGUUACUAUUAUUAUUAUUAUCAUUAUUAUUAACAAAUGUUUAGAAAUUAUAAGGAGAAAAAUUGUAAUUGGAUUUUAAGGAUGAUAGGUUAACGCAGAAAUGAAUUUCUUUUUUACAUCAUGAAGCCAACUUUUUUCCAUGAAAACAUUGGGAUAGGUCCAAUGAUAACUAUCCAAGUGAUUUAUCAUGCCUCAAUACUGGUGCACAUUUUUUCUUUGUACGCAAUUUUUUCACAUUUUUUUAUUACUAACCAUUGUACUGGCAUUUUGGCAAUAU